CUCUUUCUCUACCAUCACUCUCCCUCAUCUCUAACCGGAAAAACCCAUCCACAACAAUGGCCACCGCAACCCAAAUCCAAAUCGGAGUAAUGGGUUGCGCCGACAUCGCUAGAAAAGUCUCCCGAGCCAUCCAUCUCGCUCCCAACGCCACAAUCGCCGCCGUAGCAAGCCGCUCUUUAGAAAAGGCCAAAUCUUUCGCCACCGCCAAUGACUACCCAGAAUCAACCAAAAUCCACGGCUCUUACGAAUCGCUUCUCGAAGAUCCAGAGGUUGAUGCUCUCUAUGUUCCUCUACCUACUAGUCUCCAUGUUGAGUGGGCUAUAAAAGCAGCUGAGAAAGGGAAACAUAUACUUUUGGAGAAGCCUGUUGCUAUGAACGUAGCUGAGUUUGAUAAGAUUGUUGCUGCUUGUGAAGCCAAUGGUGUUCAGAUUAUGGAUGGUACUAUGUGGUUUCAUAACCCUAGAACUGCUAAGCUUAAGGAGUUUUUGUCUGAUUCAGAACGUUUUGGUCAGCUUAAAACUGUUCAGAGUUGUUUCUCAUUUGCUGGAGAUGAAGACUUCCUCAAAAACGAUAUCCGUGUGAAACCAGGUCUUGACGGGCUUGGUGCGCUCGGAGAUGCUGGAUGGUACGCUAUCCGAGCAACCCUUUUAGCCACCAACUUUGAUCUUCCGAAUACAGUAACUGCUUUUCCUAGCGCUGUGCUAAACGAGGCAGGAGUGAUUCUCUCCUGUGGAGCAGCUUUAAGCUGGGAAGAUGGCCGGACUGCAACCAUUUACUGCUCUUUCUUGGCAAAUUUAACAAUGGAGAUAACUGCUAUUGGAACGAACGGCACACUUCGUGUCCACGACUUCAUUAUCCCUUACAAGGAAACCGAGGCAUCAUUCACCACUAGCACUAAAGCUUGGUUUAAUGACCUUGUGACUGGGUGGAUUAGUCCCCCGAGUGAGCACACGGUUAAAACAGAGCUUCCACAAGAAGCAUGUAUGGUCAGAGAAUUCGCUCGAUUGGUUGGAGAAAUCAAGAACAAUGGUGCGAAGCCUGAUGGGUACUGGCCUAGUAUUAGCCGAAAGACACAACUAGUGGUUGAUGCUGUUAAAGAGUCUCUUGACAAAAACUGUGAACAGAUUAGUCUCUCUGGUCGUUGAAGGAAACAGCUCAAUUUAGAAAUGUGUCCUGAGAUCUCUCCUCUCUUUCACUAUGUUCAAACUUCAAUCAUCCGUUAAUUGUUAUUACCCUUAAUGUUCGAGUCUUCUGCUGCGUCCGCCUGUAUCCGUAUGGCUGUAUUUGUAUGUAUGUCAGUACUAAUAAAACUUUAAAAUUUAACGUUCGGUUCAGUUUGAAUAAUUUUGGUUCAA
Capsella rubella is the source of this 1355-nucleotide messenger RNA. RefSeq lists its product as uncharacterized. Gene Ontology annotation, molecular function: nucleotide binding. The record is from RefSeq and is a predicted model, not a curated record. Bases 57 to 1145 code for a protein of 362 amino acids. The transcript has 2 exons. NCBI's taxonomy places the organism in Eukaryota, Viridiplantae, Streptophyta, Magnoliopsida, Brassicales, Brassicaceae.